This is a messenger RNA of Amoebophrya sp. A120, 5829 nucleotides long. The record is from the annotation of a GenBank genome assembly. Lineage: Eukaryota; Dinophyceae; Syndiniales; Amoebophryaceae.
UCGUUUGGGUGGAUCGCUUUCCCGGUGUCACGAUCAAAAAUCGAGCGGCACGUACCCCAGACACAGGGCAAAGUGCAUCUGUAUGUAUGUAUGUAUUUUAUCGACCUGCAACUUCUCGAUCGACAUCGAUCCUGAUGAACCUGAACUCUACAUAAUUCUCUACUUAAGAAUCAUAAAUCGAAGAACACCAUGCCCCCCGUCGCUUCUUCCUCCUCCUCCUCCUCCAGCACUGGGGGCGGCGGGACUGCACCGACGACCGGGGCGGCGACUUCUACUGAUGCCGCCGUCGGGCAGCAGCUUCCCUUGCGACAGUUGUCGACCCUGCAAUUCAACGAGAAGCGUUUCGAUAAGGUGCGCUACAGCGAUCUGGACAGCAUAGAACUUUUGCGAUUCGCGUUAUCAUUCCCGGAAGCCCAAAGGAGUUCGUAUUCGACCUGGAAAGGGUACUUUAUUUUCUUUUUGACAUGAUGUCUGAUCAGAGUCGUGACACAAUCACAAAGGCUGGAAUGAGAUUAGAGGUAGACGCAUUUGUUAUCACCAAAUUUUGCUGCAUUUGGUAAAAUGGAAGGAGUUGCAUUUUUUUCAUCUAGGGUCCUUCUUUUUGUUCGAACUACAGGUUUGACUUUAAGGGCCACCCCCAUCAGUCGCACCAGUCGCACUACCGUAAUGUAAUAGCGCCGCGCUUGGAGUACUGGAUCGGGAAAAUGCGGGAAAGGGAUGCUGAGCUGGCCAGGUGGAAGCAGCGAGAUCAAGAGAAGGGGGAAAACGAAACGGCGGGGAAGGAGCCAGCAGCUGUUGAUGGAAAGGAACGAGUUCCACGACCUGACGCGGGUGUCAAAGAAGGUCUUUCCGGUAUAGUAGUUUUUUGUCCCAAUUGCAAAGAAACGCCAUACCUCAAUCUAGGUACUUGAUUGUUCAUAGAAAGUGACGCUUCUCAAGAUUCCCUCCGGAAAAAUAGGUUGAACAAAGUUGAUGUUUCCGGACAAAAAUUUCGCAGGCGCGAGCGAAGACCAUGCCGAGGAAGCCGACCACAACUCCAACGACAAUUCCGACAGUGAAGAUUCAUCGGAGUUUUCUUUAGACCUGGGAAACCUGAACAGCAAAGAAGGCGACGUGGAGGCCAUUCCCUCCGUGUGGGAAAUGCUGUGUCCCGAGUUUGACGGAGAGUUUCUUUGUCCGGCCCAACGGGAAGCGAUGGAAGCGAUUGUGAGGAACGAGCAAGACGUGGUGCUGCACGGGCUACUCGGGAAAUCACUGGCCUACCUCUUCCCGGUCUCGCUCACCUACGGACUGUGCGUCGUGAUCACGACGCGGCCGCAUGAGCACAGCGAGAAGGUGCGGCGGCUUGUCGGGAUGAACAUCGGGCACGGAAGUAUCGGCCGGGAGCUGUACGACAGCAAGCCGAUGUCGCAGAAGUUUAUCCACUGGAGCAGCAACCCCGUCGUGCAGGAGAUCCACGACUCCUGCACCGUCGAGGCGCUGCAGGAGGCGAGUCAGCGCGGGUCCAGUAUAGCAGGAGGAGCCCCGCCGCACGGAAAAACAACCUGCGACGAGGAACCGCCGAACACGCAGCAGAGGGCGGAAAAGGCCGCGGGUGACUUGAAGCGGCGAGUAGACGAGGCGAUGGACCCGGCGCUCCGGAGAAAACGGCUGCAGAAGGAGCGAGAAGAGGAGGAGACGAGAGCGGCGGCCUUGCAACAAGAAUUACUGUAUAACAACAACGCAACAAGUAGUACGACUACAGGUGGAGCUGCAACUUCUACGGAGAUGAACUUCUUUUACAAUGGAGCCUCAUCGUUCUCCUCGUAUAAUACAACUUCGCGCCGGCGGUUUUCGGUGUUGUUUCUCCACCCGAUUUACUUGGAGAAGGAGAAGGCUUUGAAGAAAAGCUCGACGCUGAUCAAGGUGCUGCAGACCGCGAUCCAAAAGAGACCCGGCACCUAUUUCGUCAUCGACGAAGCACACUGUCUCUCGCCCGCGAGCAAGUGCUUCCGCGCGGAGAUGGAUCCGGCGCGGCACGUGAAGGAGAUUUUCGGAGAGGACACGCCCGUCGUGGCGUGUGUCGGGCCCUGCCCAGACGUGAAGAAGUGCGGCUUGCUCGAUAUGACUUGCUCAAACGUUACAAUCUCAAACGUUACAAUAGAGUCUGGAAUUUGUGUUGCAUGAUGAGCACCAUGACAGACUCGCGCAGUGUUCCACCUUUUGCAAUACAAAUUUCGCCAGAUUGUAGUGGGGUUUGGGGCUCCGGAACUUGUCAUGCGCAAUCCUAUGAGAGUUCGCUAGAUAAUGCACUCUUGCAUCACAGAAUUCCAUAUUCUAUUGUAACGUUUGAGAUUGUAACACCUGAACGGGUUAUACUCGACCGCGUGGAGGCGGAGUUGAAGCUCCGGCCGGACACGAAACGCUUCGAAAUGGUGCCGAAGCCCGAGGCGCUGCAGGAGCUUGAGAUGGAGGUGUGCCAGGUGCCGGAGAAUAUGCAUCGCGAAGAAACUAUCGUACUGAAGAUUUUAAAUUGCAGUCAUGCAUGAAAGCAGGUAAAGGUAAAGCAGCAUUACAAAUUCCAUUUUUUAACUCGAAAAAAGUUGUGAAGAUGCAAUUCAUACUAACUUGUUACGGUACUAUUGCGAUGCAUAGAGAAGGAGACCAAGCAGUUGUACGACAACUACGUCGCUGGCCAGGUCGUGACGCGGGUGAAGCAACUUCUCCAUGCGAAUCGGUGCGUCGUCAUUUGCGAAGACAAGCCGCAGCUGCAGCACUUGAAAUCCGUGUUUCUCUCCUCCGAAGCGGGGUUCGAGGACGAUAGGCGAGCCUUGGUGGUGGAGGAUUUGACGAAACGCUUGUCGCCGCAAAACCGCGUCCCCCCAACGCAGAUCAUCCGGGACGCCACGCCCAAAAUUCCGUUCGACCAAAAAAAGGUUCUGAAGAAGCCGACGCUGGCGUACCUGCACACAAAUAUGAAGGUCGCGGAGCGCCAGCUGAUGCAGAAGCGGUGGAGCAUGGAUGCGAACUGCAAGGUGUUGAUCCUCACGGCCAACGUGGGCAAGGGGUCGGCGGCGCGACUCCCCUCGGUGGGCCCGGUCUCUUUAGUCAUUCACUACAGUGCGGCCGCUGUGCGGAACCUGAGCCGGCUCGCGGAGGAUGUCGCUGUGCUGCUGCACGCCGACCCGCGGGAACAGGAAGUGAAAGAGGAUGAUGACGAGGUGGUGAAAGUAAACGACCAUAAAAAUAAAGCAGAUGCUGAGGCAAUAAAUAUCAGACCAGGAGUACAACAUCAGCAGCAGCGCGAGGCCGUUUUGUACUGGGACGGGAAGGAAAGGCUGCCACAGGGUGGCGGGAAAGAGGCUGCUGCGCACCAAAGCGCCAAUAACUUGUCGCACCUCGCCCGACUGAAGAGGAGCAUUGUGGACAAUGAUAAAACGCAAACGGAGACGGCCACGGAGUGCUGCAAAGAGCUGCGCAGUUACCUGCAAGCGGGGGUGAAAGCGAACAUCAAGGGAAACAACAACGCAGCGGACGCCGCGAAGGCGUUCUUUCUCGCCAAGUUCAGCUUGCACAAGCAAGCGGGGAUUUCGGUUUCCUCGAUAGACAGAUGGAACUCCGGUGCUGGCAGCGCAACCAGUGCAGCCAGUAGUUCGAACAAAGCGGCGGGCAAUAUAUUGAAGCAGGCACAGCAAGUUACUGGACCAACAACUACAGCCGCCAGUUCUUCGAAGCGGAAGAUGGACCCCACGCAAGCCGUCCAACAAGGGGACCACGGUGCGAGUGACAAUGUGAAUAUUAGAGCAAAAACUGCACAGGAGGAGGAAGAUGCUGCGGUAGAGCGGCAAUUGUUGAAGCAAACGCAACUGGCGCAGAAAGCCGCCGCGGCGGUUAAAACUCGGAACAAGCGGGGAUCGAACCCGUUGGUGUCUGGCGGCGCAGGCGGAGCGUCGUCUUCGUCGACCCAGCGACCAGGUGGUAUGUUUGCGAAUUUUGCUACUUUCAACAAAAAGGAGAACAAAAAUGGUACAAAGCCCGUACUGCCAUCUGGGAAGGUGCUGGCGACUGCUAGCACUGCAGCUUCCGCCGCUGGCGCACCAGUAGUAGCACCUGGGAUAAAAGAACCUGAGAACAACCAAACGGCGUUCUCGGGCGCGGAAAUACAGAGUAAAAAGAAGGAAACCACGGAAGUAGAUCUUUCCUCUCUGAGCCACCAAGAUUUUCUUCAGAAACUCCUGAGCGAGAAAGCCUCCACGACUCGGGCGCCUCCUGGGAAAGGUCCACCCGCCGAGAUGAGAGUAGGAGACGUCGCGAGCAGUUCAAGUUCCCUUGCUUCGACGUUCUUUCUGCAACCAAGUACUACUGUUGCAACGUCGCUGCCAAAGAACAAGAACAUCAGUAGGAAAAACAGCAAGGACGCAGCACAGCAGCCGCUUUCGCGCGCGAAUUCCACUAUCACGUCGUUGAGUCGUCAGGAGCAGAAGGAGCUGGCGAAGGAGUAUCAGCAGGACCUGCCAGCGAAGGUCAGGAAGGUGGAUAGGUACAUGGGUGAGAAGAUGGCGUCCUUUGCGGCGCUCGAGGUGGCCGAUCUAGGUCGGAAUAAAGACCAAGUAGAACAAGCGCGGACCACGUCGAAGCGACCCGCUGCUCCCUCCAAGGAAGCACCAUCUACUUCGACGGGUGAGCAGCAGUCACAGCAACCGUCGGCGAAACGACAGAAGAAAGCGGUCCUGUCGCGCCAGCACACCGACAUUCUUCCGGACAACACACAGAAAGUAGCUACAACGUCGGGGGCCGAUACAACACAUAAUGCUUUUACGGGAAAAAACUACCAGCAGAAGUCUUUGAAAGAGCGAAAGGCGAGCGAUGACAUUAUGGUGCUCGACUCGUCGGACGACGAAAGCCAAAAUAAGGAGGGCCCGAAACAACCUGGCCAAGUUGUUCCAAAUAACAUCACCACGACAGGAAAUAAAUCUGCUUCUACUUUGAAGCAGCAAGGAGCCGGAGGAGCUACGUCCUCUUCCUCUUCCUCGCUGAUCGGCGGGAAGCAAGCUGCGCAAGUCCAGGAGUCCCAACCAAGACCAGCACAGCAAAGUAGUUCUACGUCGAACGGAGCCCCGUCCGUAGCUGCACCCUCAGCUGCCCGACCUGCUUUAGCAUCGGUAGGUGCUCAAGCAUCGAUCCUUGACCGCCUGAAAGCAGCGCAAAACCCGAAGGGAGGGGGUGCGGGGGUCUCAAGUGGGAAUACUACAGUCGUGGGCGGGAGGCCGGCAGGUGGGGCAACGUCAAAGCAGCCUCCUGGUUUUACCUUUUCCACCACUGGGGGAAGCACAAGUGCAAUCGGCACAGCAACUCUACAGCCGGCCGCUACGGCUAAAAGCAGCGUGAUCAGCGAUGUCCCCGUGUCAAGCCGCGUCGUCCGCCCGAAUGAUGCUGCUCCUGCAGCUGCACAACGACAACCCCCAGCAGCGAGCAAACCGGCCGGAAAUAAGAUCAAAGCUGCGGGAGAAGUUCUCCCGAAAGCUACCAAGAAGAAGCAGGAGUCGAUGAAGAAGCAACCUCCGCGGCCGCCCGCGUCCCCACAGCGACGAAGGUCUUUGAUCGAAAGCGGAAACAACGACGCGCGGCCAAGUCUGCUCCAAGCGAACAAGCCAAAGGAGGAUUUUUUUCAAGGAAUUAUCGGAACAGCAGGGAAUAGUGCUGCUGCUGCAACCGCUCGAGCAAUCAAUGGCGCUUUUAACAAAGAUUUCUCGAACAAUUUGUCUGGCGCCGCAAAACAGCAGCUUGCUACUUCCAUGCGCCCAGCACCAACAUCGUAGAAAACCAUUAAAAACUUCAUUCUGGUUUUUU